CGCGGCCUGCCGGGAAUGGUAGUUUCGAGGCGCACGGGACUCGCCCUUUCCGAGGUCGGGCGCUGCGUUCGCUCGGCGCAGGCGGUUUGCGACAGCCGUAAAGCACCCCCGCGUUCCCUAUCCGGUGGGGGCAGAAGAGAAGGAAGGGCCGGGAGGCCUUGCGUGAGCGCGCGAGGAGGGACGACGCGGGAGCCCGGGGUGCCAGUCCCCACCCGCCCCAGCCCUCGCUCCGCCCGGUCUCGCGGGGACCAGCGCCCCGUCGCCCCAGGAUGUUCAAGAUUUGAUGAAAAAGAGAAUGUAUCAAACUGCAUCCAGUUGAAAACAUCUGUUAUUAAAGGCAUUAAGAAUCAACUGAUAGAUCAGUUUCCGGGUAUUGAACCAUGGCUAAAUCAAAUUAUGCCAAAGAAAGACCCUGUUAAGAUAGUACGAUGUCAUGAACAUAUAGAAAUUCUCACGGUAAAUGGUGAACUGCUGUUCUUCAGACAAAGGGAAGGGCCCUUUUAUCCCACACUGAGGUUACUACAUAAAUAUCCAUUCAUUCUACCACAUCAACAAGUUGAUAAAGGAGCCAUUAAAUUUGUACUUAGUGGAGCAAAUAUAAUGUGUCCUGGCCUGACGUCUCCAGGAGCUAAACUUUAUCCUGCUGCUGCUGAUACGAUUGUGGCAAUAAUGGCAGAAGGAAAGCAACAUGCACUAUGCGUUGGAGUCAUGAAGAUAUCAGCAGAUGAUAUAGAGAAAGUCAACAAAGGGAUUGGCAUUGAAAAUAUUCACUAUUUAAAUGAUGGCCUUUGGCACAUGAAGACAUACAAGUGAAAACAGCAGGAAGUAUGUGACUUGCUUCCUGCCAGCGUGGACUACUCUGUAAUUCUGUUUUUAAAUGUGUACCUGAAUGUACAAAUUUAUUUUGUUCCGUGGCUAUGCUAAAUAAAUCAAGUGAAUGCUGAA
Molecule: messenger RNA, 945 nt
Organism: Python bivittatus (Burmese python)
Lineage: Eukaryota; Metazoa; Chordata; Lepidosauria; Squamata; Pythonidae
Source: RefSeq, a predicted model, not a curated record